Haliotis rubra (blacklip abalone) is the source of this 4983-nucleotide messenger RNA. RefSeq names its product helicase POLQ-like. Lineage: Eukaryota; Metazoa; Mollusca; Gastropoda; Lepetellida; Haliotidae. The record is from RefSeq and is a predicted model, not a curated record. Gene Ontology annotation, molecular function: ATP binding; nucleic acid binding.
CAACCAUCGCAAUAUCUGGCUCAUCAAAAUAAAUAACCCUGAUCGACUCGUUGAGAAGAACUACAUAUAAUAUACAGACUAUUUGUGCCAACAUCAGUGUCUUAGUUGAACGUGACUUGAGUCAUUCAACAUACAAUUUCACACCCGCAUCAUUACUAUGUAUGCUACAGUGUAAGAACGUACAUGAAGAAAUUGAAUAAGGAUUAUACUGAUGGAGAGUGAUGAAACUGGUCCAACUAGAAGGGUUGCUCGUUCAAGGAAAAGGAGUGCUUCAUCUCUUCUAGACUCCAGUGGUAUUGUUAGCAGUGCCAAGAAGCAUCACGAGAAAACCACGACACAAACAAUGCACGCAGAGGCACAUGACUCCUUCAGUAUUGAAGAAGACUGGUUCAUUAACUCAUUCUGUAGUGACAAUCACUCCUCUUAUCCACAAAAGAGUCAUUCAAAUAUACCAGGGAAGAAAGGAGCACUGGUAAGAAAGUCAGAGAAAUCUGACUUACCAAGUGUUCAUGCAGCAUCAAAAACAUCAGAUGCAGUUGAAUCUGUGACAUGUGGAAUUGACAAUGUCGUAGUUAAGGCAACAAGCAAACAAAACAGAGGUUUUCCAGUUGAUGGAGGAACCUCCAAAGUCUGGCCAGCUGUGAGUGAUGGGAAAGGAGAUGCGGAACAGGGAGGAGCCAAACAUCUGUCCUUGAAGGACAGACUGAAGCAGAAGAUGAAGCGCAACUCCAUGGCUCCGUCUGGAGUCAAUCAUGCCGUGGAUCUGCUCCGUGAGACGGUGUUGGAGCAGGCUCAGAUGGAGGCGCUAGCGAUACAGAAGCAGGGCACGGAUGUGGAUAUAGGGCCGUUCUAUGGCCUUCCAUCCAAGGUGCAGAAGUUGUUGGAGACUCACAGGGGAAUCACAAAGUUCUAUGAAUGGCAGGAUGAAUGUCUCCGACUCCCAGCUGUGCUGCAGGGCAGGAACCUGAUCUACUCCCUCCCCACCAGCGGAGGCAAGACUUUAGUUGCCGAGAUCCUCAUCCUUCGUGAGCUGCUUUGUAAGAAGAAAGAUGCCAUCCUCAUCCUGCCUUAUGUCUCCAUCGUACAGGAAAAGGUACGGAACCUGUGUCAGUUUGCCCUGGAGUUAGACUUCCUUGUUGAGGAGUAUGCCGGCAGCAAGGGUAGGUUCCCUCCCAUCAAGCGGCGCCGCAAGCGGACCCUCUACAUAGCAACAUUAGAGAAGGCCCACUCCUUGGUGAACAGCAUGAUAGAGACUCACUACCUAGACUCUCUAGGCCUUGUGGUUGUGGACGAGCUGCACAUGAUAGGAGAGGGAGGGAGCCGAGGGGCCAUACUGGAGGCGGCCUUACUCAAGUUGCUGCACUGUGGGGGGACACAGAUUAUUGGCAUGAGUGCAACUCUGAACAACAUCGGAGACAUUCAGACAUUUCUGCAGGCAGAGGUGUACUCCAACAACUUUCGCCCAGUGAAGCUGACAGAAUAUGUGAAGGUGGAGGAUAGCGUGUUUAUGGUGGACAGUGGUCAGGUGGCCCUGAGGGGGCAGGACAUCCUCAAGCAUGACCGGGUCACCAUGUUCCCAUACAAUGAUGACUUAAAGAAGCAGGACCCUGACCAUCUCCUGGGUUUGGUGAUGGAGGUGAUUCCCAAUAACUCCUGCCUCGUAUUUUGCCCCACCAAGAAGAACUGUGAGAAUGUGGCCAUGAUGUUGUCUAAGCUGAUGAUCAAACAUCACAGACACCUGACCACAGUAAAACGCACAGAGAGGAAGCAACUGCUCCGUGAGCUGUAUCGUGACGGCAAUGGUCAGAUCUGCCCCGUCCUGGAGUACACCGUCCAUCUGGGUAUUGCCUACCACCACAGUGGCUUGACCAUGGAUGAGCGGAGACUUGUGGAAGAUGCCUACUCCGAGGGGACUCUGUGUCUCCUCACCUGCACCUCCACCCUGGCUGCCGGCGUCAACCUCCCCGCCAAGAGAGUGAUCCUGCGAAGUCCGUAUGUGGGUAGUGGUUUCAUCAACCACAGUCAGUACAAACAGAUGACUGGGCGGGCAGGGCGGGCUGGUAUUGAUGACUCGGGGGAGAGUAUGCUCAUCACAAAGAAGGCUGACGCUCCCAAGGUGCGUGAACUGCUGACCACGACUCAGGAACCCUGCCACAGCAGCCUGAUGUACGAUGAAGGGAAGGGCAUCCGCAGUCUGCUACUCUCCUCCAUUGGACUCAAGAUUUUGAAAUCAACUGAUGAGAUUCUGAGGUUCAUGAAGCAGACCUUACUGUCGGUGCAAGCAGCUGACCUGGGCUGUGAUCUGGAAGCUGUCACCAGAGCCUCUCUCAACCAGCUGCUGAAGCUGAAGCUGGUACAGCAGGCCAGGAGUACACCUAACUCGUCUCAGAAUGGCUCUCAGAAAUGCAAUCUGUCCAAUCAGGUUGAAGGCCUUGACAAGUCGAAAAUAUUCUCUCAAACUAGCCCUGGAUCGCAGCAGGCCAAGAACAGGUCAGGGGCAGGAUCGGACAAAUCUGUAGCUGCUUCUAACAGUACUGGUCAUGACAACCAUGUUGCCAUGGGAACAGUUGCCAAGGAGGAUGGAACUACUUUAGAUGAAGAUAUGUCGAACAGUCCAAAUGUCCAUCUAGAAGUCACUGCCCUUGGUAGGGCAACAUUUAAAGGGUCCAUUGACACUGACAACAGCCGGCUUCUGUAUGACGACCUGAAGAGGGCCGAGGAGUCCUUGGUCCUUGCCUCCUACCUCCAUCUCCUGUACCUCGUCACGCCCUAUGACAUGGCACGUGACCUACACAUACCAUGGAUGGUCUACUUUGAACAGAUGAACACCCUGAAUGCUAUGGAGAUGCGUGUGGCUUCCCUCAUCGGCGUCCCUGAAAGCUACGUCGCCAAGAAAGCCUCGGGGCAGAGUUGUAGACAGAAGGUGAAUGAGUUUGUCAUCAGCCGCUUCUACCUGACUCUGAUGCUGAACGAGCUGUGGCAGCAGAAGACAGUGUGGCAGGUCGCCCGCUUCCAGGUCAACCGGGGCUUCGUCCAGAACCUCCUCUCCUCUGCGGCCAGCUUCGCUUCCUGUGUUUUCCAUUUCUGCCAGGAGCUGGAUGAGUUCUGGGCCUUCCAGGACCUACUAGGCAACUUUGUGAAGCGUCUGUCCUACUGUGUGUCCAUGGAGCUGAUCGCACUGCUGGAGAUUCCUGGAGUCAAACUGGGUCGAGCUCGCCAGCUAUACCACAGUGGACUACGGACACUGCAGGAUGUUGCUGCCGCCGACCCAGAACAGCUGGUCAAGAACAUUGAGCACAUGCCAAGGAAAGCAGCCAGGCAGAUUGUGGCCUCAGCCAAGGUGAUGCUAAAUGAGAAAGCAGAGACCCUAUGGGUGGAGGUUGAAAGUCUUGUUGCCUUACCCAUGGUUCAGUUAGGGACUUCAUCAGGCACUAGUCACUAGUCAGUGAGGAGUAUGAUGUCACCUGUGGCAUAUGUCCAGCUGUCUACAUGCUGCAAGUCUGUGCAGGACAGAUGGAUGGAACUAUCCUGUCUCAUGCAAUGCACUGACCAAGUUGUUGAGCAGCCUGAUUAGCCUAAUGUAAUCAGAGUAACUUAAUGCUUGAGGAACCUGUGCUAGCAUAGUCUGUGUCACCAUCUUGUUACUACCCUUUGCCACUGCAGGAUCCAAUUGUCAUGGUUUAAUGUCUCACAUUUCCCUGUUGUGAUCUUAGCGCAGUUAGCACCGUACCUGUACUCAUGGGUUUCAGCAAAGUGGUGUAAUGUCAAGGUCUUGUAACCCAUGAAUAUCCGGGUUAAAACUGGUCUUCAGCAACCCAUACUUGUCGUAAGAGGCGACAAACGGUAUAGGUUGUUGAUGAUCGCCGCUGUAUAACUGGAAUAUUGCUGAGUGUGGCUUUAAACUACAUGAAACAAACAAGGCCUUGUAGGACUUUCGGAUUAUGCUUCCUGAACAAUCUCACACACCGUGGUUGAAAUACCGCUGAGGGCAGUGUUACACUAUAUCACUCACCGACGGGACCUCUGUUUAGGAAUGCUCAUGGUAGUACUAGUAUUGUGUGUCAUAAAAAUUGGACUUGCUUCUGUUGGUGCAAAUCAUAUAUGAUUUAUGCAUUAACUGAAAUUAUCUACACUGGUUCAUGUAUGAUUAAAUUAUUUAUUAACAAGUUGAUUUGAUGAUGGUUUAUUGUCUGAUCAUUUUGUAAAUGCCUCUUCCCCGGUUUCCCAUACUCACUCUGAUAGCUUUCACCCAAUGGGAAGUCUGAGAAGAGUAUGAUCCCAAGCAGCCUAUUCUGGUUGUAUGAGCUGGAGAGUCAUGAUGAUCCAGGUUAGGAUGGUCUCGAGCAACCCUUGCUUGUUGUAAGAGGCGACUAACAGGAUCAUGUGGUCAGGCCUGCCGACAUGGUGGAUGCAUGUCAUCAUAUACCAUUAGUGCUGAUCAAUGCUCAUAUCCACCACUGGAUUGUCUGGUCCAGACUUGAUGAUUUAUAGAUUAUUUAUAUAGCUGGAAUAAUGCUGAAUACAACAUUUAAAAGCAAACAAUGUAGCAUUACUUUGUUGAUUGUAUGACAUUGUUCACUGCAUGAAUCGUAUCAGACUCGAUUAUGGACAACUUGCCAUGAUAUAGCUCUCAUAGCUGGCAUGUAGUUAACACUGUAGUUAACUGUGAUAGUUACAGUUAACAGUAGGAUCUGUGGGGACAGCAAUGGUAAUGGUACAUCAAUCUUCAUAAAGAUCAGGGUACAUUUGAAAUUUCAGUGAAACGUUCCUGUAUACAGGGAUGAGAAUUGUCCGUGGAAUUCCGGAAAUUUCAUAAGGCCAAGGGUAAUUUUUGUGAAUCAUCUAAAUCCGUUGCCCCCAGACCCCCGGCUAGUUUUUUCUCAAAACUUUAUUCUCAUCCCUGUGUAUAAUGUAUAGUGUACUGAAUCUGAAAUAUGUUUCAUUAAUAACAUAUAUUUAUUUCAUUAAAGAAAUACAUUAUUG